AUGAAGGCCUCCACCAUCCUCUUCCUCGCUGGUGCUUCUCUCGCUGUUGCGGCUCCCGUUGCACAGCCUGAGGCCGAAGCAGAGGCCAGCAUCUCCUUCCUCGAGUCCAUCCACUACAAGAGAGAAGCCAAUCCCAAGGCCGAGGCCGAGCCCGCCAUCAACUUCCUCGAGUCGGUUCACUACAAGAAGGAGGCUCGGCCGGAGGCACAACCCGCCAUCGAGUUCGAGGAUUCCGUGCACUACAAGCGCGAAGCCGAGGCUGAGCCUGCUAUCAAUUUCUUGGAGUCCGUCCACUACAAGAAGGAGGCCGAGCCCGCGAUUGAGUUCGAAGACUCUGUCCACUACAAGCGAGAGCCAGAGGCCGAGGCCGAGCCAGCCAUCGAAUUCUUGGAGUCAGUUCACUACAAGAAAGAAGCUGAGCCCGCUGUCGAGUUUCUGGAAUCCGUCCACUACAAGAAGGAAGCGGAGCCUGCUAUUGAGUUUGAGGAGUCUGUUCACUACUAG
Colletotrichum gloeosporioides is the source of this 504-nucleotide messenger RNA. RefSeq lists its product as uncharacterized. Lineage: Eukaryota; Fungi; Ascomycota; Sordariomycetes; Glomerellales; Glomerellaceae. The coding region runs from base 1 to 504 and encodes 167 amino acids. The transcript has a single exon. The record is from RefSeq and is a predicted model, not a curated record.